Molecule: messenger RNA, 2640 nt
Organism: Ruditapes philippinarum (Manila clam)
Lineage: Eukaryota; Metazoa; Mollusca; Bivalvia; Venerida; Veneridae
Exons: 1
Coding region: 269-2191 (640 amino acids)
Molecular function (GO): nucleic acid binding; zinc ion binding
Source: RefSeq, a predicted model, not a curated record
GAUCACUGUAUUCUUUUAACUUGAAUACCAACUUAAUACAUGAUUUUUCUGGAAUAAUUGUGCAGCUUAUGCAGUAGACUUAUGUUUGUUAUUUUGUAUUUGCAGUAUUUACCGCUAAAAGAUUGAGGAAUAAAAGAGCAAUAAUUACAAAAGGACUAUCUUUAUUUCUUCAAUUGAAUGGUUAAUCUUUGCCGUUUCCCUUAUCAUUGGGUCCGGUACAGUAAAUAACUGGCAGCAAAUGAAGUGGUCAUCGACAUAAUCACAUUACAUGGAAGUUCGUAGAACUAGAAUAUUAACUGAAAAAGCUAUGGCGUUGUUUAAACAACAGGAUCAGAAGCUUAUUACAAAGUACAAUGAAACUGUAAAAGAACUUGAGAAUCACAUUGCAUCAAACUCAGGGCUUUCUGUUAACAGUUCAAUUUCUGCAUUGAACAAGUGUAAAGACUUGUGUAUAAAAUUACAUAAUGCAGUGCAGGCGGUAUAUGGAGAAUAUGCUAAAUAUUUAGAAAGUGUCAAAACAAAAGAGAGUGAGACACAAAGUACAUGGUUGGACAAUUCCUACAUUGAUUUAGAAGAAAAGGUAAGGCAAUAUCUUAGGACAAUCAAAAUGAUUAACUCGGAAAAGAUUGAAAUAAUGUCCCAAAGUGGUAAGAGUGAGAUAUCUGGUGUUGCUUCGAGUACAAUGAACUCAGCUACAGCAAAAGCAGUGGAGGCUAAAGCAGCACAAGUUCGUUUCAAAUUCGCGGAGCAGGAAACAAAUCUGAAAAAGAAGCAGGCAGAAAUUAAUGCAGAUCUUGAAUUAUUAAAAUACAAAAAAGAAGUUGAAGUACUUGUAACUGAAGCCGAAGAACUAGCGAAGAUAGAAAGUUCACAGAAAAGCUCUGUUUUAGGGGACAGUUUACCUGAACAAGAUCCGUUGUCUAAAGUAGGACAAUACAUUCUAAAUCAUGGAACACAGGAUAAUGAGAAAUAUUUGAAGUUAGCAGAUCAGGAGAAAAGUGUUACAGCUCAGUUUUUGUUGAGAAAAGACUUAAUUUUGUCAAGACUUACAAAGUUUAAUGACACAUGUGGUAACUAUCAAGCUUGGAAAGUUAGCUUUAAAUCCAUCAGUGACGAAAUGUUGUUGUCAAGUAGUGAAGAAAUAGAUCUGCUAAUAAAAUACUUGGGUCCCAGCUCAAGAAAACAUGCAGUAAGUCUACGUACAGCAUAUCUUCAUGAUGCCAAUCAAGCUUUAAUCCAAAUAUGGCAACGUCUUGAUGAAAGAUUUGGAACCCCGGAAAGUGUCCUUAGUUCAUUGACCAAUCGGCUUCAAGCUUUUCCCAUCUUGACUAACAAAGACAGAGUUAGGUUGUACGAGUUAGCAGACUUACUACAGGAGAUUGAAGGUCUGAUGUCUAAUCCACAGUACCAUAAAACACUAUCCUACUUCGAUUCAUCUAUAGGGGUGAACCCCAUUGUCAACAAAUUGCCAUACAGUUUGCAGCAGAAAUGGAUUGCUCAUGCAUCAACAUACAAAGAAAGUCACAGUGUUCCAUUUCCACCAUUCUCCUUCUUUACAAGCUUUGUGAAAAAGUUCAGUGUCAUAUUUAAUGGUCCAAAUUUUGCAUUUAAAAUUACAGCUUCAAAUCGUCAGAGAAGUCGGAAUUCUUCUCAUUAUGAUCAAAAGGUAUCGAGUAGUCGUGUGGCUGCGGCGAAAACUGAAAUUCAGAGUGAUAAGAAAUCAAGUGUGUUAAAUGAUAAGUGCUUGAUUCACAAAGGUGCACCACAUCGUUUAUCAGAAUGUAAAAGAUUUCAGUGUAAGUCGGAAGAAGAAAAGCGUAGUUUUCUUUCUGAAAAUAAAUUGUGCUAUAAGUGUUAUUCUCCUAGUCAUCAGGCUCGUAAUUGUAAAGAGUCUUGGAAACCAACAAAUUCGUAUGGUGGGGAGAAACAGAGUUCGACAUAUGGACUGAGAGACACUUGGAAAUCAACAAAUCAUAGGGAAGAGAAGGAUUCAUCAUUUGGCCAAAAUGACAGUCUGCUUACAGAGCAGAAACAGAAUGUAAACAUUAAAUGUACUGAAAUUUGUAAAAAUGAUCACGUUCAAGGGAAAUCUUGUGCAAAAAUCAUACUUGUUCGUAUUUAUGUGAAAAAUUCACCAGAUAUUAUGUUUAUUGCUAUGCCACUGUUGAUGAACGGAGUAACAGAUGUUUAGCAAAACCAAAAUUGUUCAAAUUGUUAAAUGUAUCUGGUAAACCUGUAGAAUAUACUAUGUCUUCAUGUAAUGGCAUUUCUAAGCAACAUGGCAGAGAGCUAAAUGACUUAGUUGUUUAAUGUAUUGACAAAAGUGUUCAUUUUGAUUUGCCUACUGUUAUAGAAUGUUCUGGUAUACCAAGUGAUAGGAAUGAGAUUCCUACACCAAGUGUUGCGGCCAAUCACCCACAUUUGUCUGAUGUAGCCCCUUUUAUCCCAGAAAUAGUUGAAGAUGCUGAAAUGUUACUUCUGCUUGGUCGAGAUAUCCCAGAUGUACACCAUGUGCUAGAUCAGCGCUUUGGGCCGAAAGGUUCCCCGUUUGCACAGCGUCUGCCCCUUGGAUGGGUUAUUAUAGGUGAGGUGUGUCUUGGUAUUGCACACAUUAUUCCUAAUGUCAGUGUAAAGAAAACC